CAACAAUGAAAUAGUCAAACUGGUCAAUGCAAAGAUUAAAUGGAUGCCUUUCGAAAGAAACUUUGCUUGAUAUUUUGUCAAAAAUGGCAGAGAAUAUCUGCAAAUCAAAAUGCAUGAUGUCAAAUAAAUGCAAGAUGCAAAGACAGAAACCCAAAGAAAUGUGAGGAUGUCAGAGGAGCUGCAACACCAAACAACCCUGUUGCCAGUCCGGUCAGUUUCGCUGAAUGUGUGGCAUGGUUUGGAGUGGUCUCAUUGCCUUGCUUGUGCCCCGCAGACAUCCAGCAGCUGAUUGUCCUUCGGGGAAAGGUGGCCCCCAGCUCCACUUUACCGCGUGAGGGUCCACAGCCUCGUCGCAUCAAUGAGGAUAAAAACGAUUCGCUGCUCCUUCCCUCUCAAGAGGAAGGAAACGAUGCAUGGCCAACUUAUGGUGAAGACCAAGAGGAGGAGCCACGGCCCCCAGGCAUGAAAGAGGAAGACAAGGGGUUGGAUGUCAGCACGCUGGCGCCGACCGGCGUCUGCGUGAAGGUCGAAGACGAGUCACCCGAACGGACGCGGUGUCAUCAUCGCAGCGGAGCGGGAGAGCCCUGCGCUGGCCCGUCAGCGGAAGAGCUCUUGGCGCCACUGUCGGACAGCGACGACGUGGAGAGCGACGCCAACUCUGAAGGUGACGACCAACAGUCGAGGUGCGGCAAGAACAACGAGGCGACUUCACAAAUGCCUCUCGAAAAUUUGACCUGUUCAGUUUGUGGCGACCACUUCGGCAAACGGUCAACACUGGCUCGCCACUUGAGGACGCACAGGAAGGAAAAGCUCCUCCGCUGCCCUUGGUGUGUCAAAACGUUCUCUCUCAAGACUCAAGUGGUGCAACACAUGAGAGUCCACACGGGGGAAAAGCCUUUCUGUUGCUCCGUUUGCGGCAAAACUUUCUCGAAUCAGUCGAACAUGGUGAAACACAUGAGAACGCACACGGGAGAAAAACCCUACGGUUGCCCGGUGUGCCAGAAGAAAUUCGCCCAGACGUCGCACAUGGUCACCCACAUGAAAAUCCACACAGGCGAAAGGCCUUUCAGCUGCUCCGCCUGUGGGAAAAGAUUCACCCUGAAGCAUAACAUGGCAGCGCACGCGAGAACGCACACGGGAGAGAAACCUUUCGUUUGUUCCGUGUGCGGGGAAGCCUUCUCGCGGAAGCGACAACUGGGGCGACACAUGAGCGCGCACACGGGGGAGAGCCCCUUCACUUGUUCCGUUUGUGGUAAGACCAUCACCCAAAAGCAAAAUCUGGUCACGCACAUGAGAACGCACACGGGAGAGAAACCUUUCUGUUGCCCCAUUUGCGGGAAAACCUUCUCAAAUAAAUCCAACAUGUCCAAACACACGAGAACACACACAGGGGAGAAACCCUUUCGCUGCUCAUUGUGCGCAAAAACAUUCUCCCAAACGUCGCACAUGGCAACGCACAUGAAAAUGCACACGGGGGAAAGGCCUUUCUCUUGCUCGGUUUGCGAGAAGAGAUUCGCGCUGAAGCGAAGCAUGGUCGCGCACGAGAGAACGCACACGGGCGAGAAACCCUUCCGCUGCUUAAUUUGCGGCAAAGCAUUCUCUCAAAAGCGGCAACUCGCACCACAUAUGAAAACACACACAGGGGAAAAGCCCUUUUGUUGCUCGUUCUGCGACAAAACAUUUUCCCAAAAGUCACACAUGGCGUCACACGUGAAAAUACAUACUGGGGAAAGACCGCACAGUUGCCUGCUGUGCGGUCAAACAUUUAUUCAGAAGCGCAGUCUGGUGCUCCACACAAGAACGCACACCGGAGAGAAACCAUACGGUUGCUCGAUGUGCGCCAAGACCUUCUCUCACAAGUCGUGCGUGGCGUCGCACAUGAGGAUACACACGGGGGAAAAACCCUUUCGUUGCUCAGCGUGCGACCAAUCUUUCAUUCAGAAACACAGUCUGACGUCGCACAUGAGGACACACACGGGGGAAAAACCAUUUAGCUGCUCCACUUGUGGGAAGGCAUUCUCCCAAAGGCCACACCUGGUUUCACACAUGAGAACACACACGGGAGAAAAACCCUUUUACUGCUCACUGUGUGGUAAAAGAUUUUCCCAUAAGUCCAACAUGGUCAAACACAUGAGGACGCACACGAGAGAAAAAAGCUCACUGGAAAUGGCGCUCACGGGGCAGGUUUGACUGCACACAAACAACCGAGGAUGAAUGUUUCGGGAAAAAAAACAAACAACAAAAAAUAAAAGGGGAGUCCCCGAGAUGUCGCUGAAUUGGAAACAUUGUCUUCACUUGCUGAAUGAUAUUCUUCUCAAGAUCUGCAAAAGUUCGAUUUAGUUGUGCAGGACGGUGAUUUUUCCGACCGUGCUACGCAGGCUCCCUCUAGUGGUAGACGAAAGGAAUCACUGAAUUCAGUACCAACAAAAUGUGCUGAAAAUAUUACUGUAGAAUGAAGCUUUAAGCAAUGCAAGCCUGUUUAAUUUUUUUUCAUCCAGUAAGUG
Hippocampus comes (tiger tail seahorse) is the source of this 2504-nucleotide messenger RNA. RefSeq names its product gastrula zinc finger protein XlCGF57.1-like. Gene Ontology annotation, biological process: regulation of transcription by RNA polymerase II. Gene Ontology annotation, cellular component: nucleus. The transcript has a single exon. The record is from RefSeq and is a predicted model, not a curated record. Gene Ontology annotation, molecular function: DNA-binding transcription factor activity, RNA polymerase II-specific. NCBI's taxonomy places the organism in Eukaryota, Metazoa, Chordata, Actinopteri, Syngnathiformes, Syngnathidae. The coding region runs from base 463 to 2190 and encodes 575 amino acids.